This is a messenger RNA of Xiphophorus maculatus (southern platyfish), 4660 nucleotides long. RefSeq names its product alpha-2 adrenergic receptor. NCBI's taxonomy places the organism in Eukaryota, Metazoa, Chordata, Actinopteri, Cyprinodontiformes, Poeciliidae. Bases 908 to 2200 code for a protein of 430 amino acids. Gene Ontology annotation, molecular function: alpha2-adrenergic receptor activity. The record is from RefSeq and is a predicted model, not a curated record. Gene Ontology annotation, cellular component: membrane. Gene Ontology annotation, biological process: regulation of vasoconstriction; platelet activation; regulation of smooth muscle contraction. The transcript has a single exon.
CGGCUAUAAAACAGAUGCUGCGCAUCCUCCAAAACAUUUCACCGCAUUUAAAAAACAAGCAGGCGCGCCACCGUGUGAGCGCGGUGCAUCCAUCUGAUCCAUGUGAAUGUGCGCAAUGGGGGCUGAUCUGUCUUCCUGCUCUUGGGUUUUUACGCAGCGGCGCCGCGAGUCUCUCUCAGAGUGAUGGUCUCCCAUCAUCUCCUCCCUUCCUAAAAACAGCUGGCUCGCGAAAAGCUCCAGGACUCCGGUCCUUAUCUCGGCCUGAGUAAGAUUCUGUCUCACAUGUUUCAAAGUCUUACUUCAGCUGACUUUGCGAGAUCGGCUUUCAGAGGGGAAACACUUGGUGUUGAGCGCUGCAACACUGACCUCCACUGAAGUGAUGUUUGUUGUAAGAAAAAGGGGAGAUUUGUUUAGAGUGUGGCCGUCUUGACAGUUAUUAUUUGGGAAAUGUACAGUGCAUGUACCAUUUUGGACAUUUUUUGAAAGUUAAAAUGUGCAAUUUGAAGGAAAUUUAGCGUUUAUUUCGUGUCACAAACGGGAAAUCAAUGUGCGGAGGGAGGGGCAGCGCCUGAGGUUUUUUUUUAUGAGAACACAUGGGCCAUUAUUGGGAGCGAGAGCGCACCGUGCUGCAGGAGGCAGAGCUACGGCUGGACGCUGCUCAGCGCCUCACAAGCCGGAGAAGGCAUGGCACGCAUACUCCAACAUGCAGCAGACAUGUUCUCUCAACAUGCGUUGUCCUCCGACGAAGCGGACAGUCAAAGCUGCACACUGCACCCUAACCGGGGGUCUACUGGUGCGCGCCUGUCUCGUCAGAUUUGGUAAACCUGCAUCGGAGCCGUGCGUUAUUGAUGGACUCCCGUGUUGCUAGAGGAGCUGGACGGUGAAUUUAUCCCAAUAUUCACCCAGCAUGGAGUCGCAGAACGCCAGCGGGAUGGACGCGUUCACGGUGGUCCAGCUGAAUUCCUCCUGGAGCCCGGACAGCGGCUAUUCUCUGGCCGCGAUAGCCGGCAUCGCCGCUCUCGUAAGUUUCCUGAUUCUUUUCACAGUAGUUGGGAAUAUUUUGGUGGUCAUCGCCGUGUUAACGAGCAGGGCGCUGAAAGCCCCCCAGAACCUGUUCCUGGUGUCCCUGGCCACCGCGGACAUCCUGGUCGCCACUCUGGUGAUGCCCUUCUCUCUGGCCAAUGAACUCAUGGGUUACUGGUAUUUCGGGAAAGUCUGGUGCGGCAUCUAUCUGGCUUUGGACGUGCUGUUCUGCACCUCCUCCAUCGUGCACCUGUGCGCAAUCAGCCUGGACCGGUACUGGUCCGUUACGCAGGCUGUUGAGUACAACCUGAAGCGGACUCCGAAGCGCAUCAAGUGCAUCAUCCUGAUCGUGUGGCUGAUCUCUGCCUUCAUCUCUUCCCCUCCGCUCAUGUCUAUCGACAGCAACAAGGAGGUCGGCUCUCAGCCUCAGUGUGAGCUGAAUGAUGACACUUGGUACAUCCUCUCCUCCAGCACUGCCUCCUUCUUUGCGCCCUGCUUGAUAAUGAUCCUGGUGUACAUCAGAAUAUACCAGGUGGCCAAAACCAGGACUAGGAGUGUGUCGGGGAAGAACCCCAGACCGGAUGGCGUCACACAAACUGAGAAUGGACUGAGCAAGCCGUCUUCGCCUUUCCAUGGGGAGGGGGAGAACGGUCACUGCCAGUGCCCUCCCACACCUAGCCAACGCACAGUCACCAUGGGUCCGCAGACUGAGGAGGCCGACAUGGAGGAGAGCUCCUCCUCUGAGGGCAAAGGUCACAAACCGCAGCAGCGGGACUCCCAGAGAGCCCCUGUGAGUGGCCAGAAGAAAAGCUCUCUCCCAAUUCACAUCUCCGGGGUUAGCAACAAAUCCGUGGACCUCUUCGUCUCCAGGAGGAAGUGUCGCCGGAGCUCGUUCGCCAGGAAAAAGGUCUCCCAGGCGCGAGAGAAGAGGUUUACGUUCGUCCUGGCUGUGGUCAUGGGGGUGUUUGUGGUGUGCUGGUUCCCCUUUUUCUUCAGCUACAGCCUGUACGGGAUUUGUGGAGACUCGUGUAAGAUCCCCCUCCCGCUUUUCAAGUUCUUCUUCUGGAUCGGUUACUGCAACAGCUCCCUCAACCCAGCCAUUUACACCAUCUUCAACCGGGACUUCAGGCGUGCCUUUCAGAAAAUCCUCUGCAAGUCGUGGAAGAAGUCCUUCUAGGCCUGAAAGGAAAACUUGAUGGAUUGUGUUUUGCUCUUUGUUAAAUCUCAUUGUCCAGUAUUGUGUCUUGCAUACCCUGAACCAGCUGCAGGAGCGACAUGCUGUAUAUUUUAUCACUAUGCCUCUUACAGAACUUCCUGAUCUGAUUAUUGAGUGGAGCCGUCCUUUAUGUCUGAGCUGUAAUGCUGUAAAGGGGUAUUUUUAAAAACCUCUAUAUCCACAAAAGAUAACAUUAUGUGGAGGCUGAAAGGUAAAAUAAGUAGAUACAAGCCACAAGCCAUUUUCAGUUUGUGCUUUUGUUUCGGAGUUCCCCAUUUUGCCUGCUGUUAUUAAAUCCUUCCAACAGUUUUACUCAAAGCUUUAAUGCACGAAGGAAGCACAAAGUGAGUAUCUUCAUUAAGAUAGUGACACUUUAAAGAACAGCUUGACAUUUUGGGAAGUGUAGUUUAUAACUUAGUGUCUGAUAAAUGAGGCAUAACCAGUGGUCAAGCAUGUUGCAAGAAAAAUAAAAGCAACAGGUUGUUUUGUUUUAGCUUUUAUGUUUGGAAAUGGACCUCAGACUUAACCAGAUUCCCAUAUGUUGUACAAUUUCGUCAAUCUGAGGAAAAUUUUGUCAGUUUUUCAUUACAGAGGUGUUGGAUUUUGUUGUUAAGUAACAAGUGGGGUCAGUCCCUAAUGUUAAGCUUCACUUUUUGAACAGUAAAUGAUGUGUAAUGAGCUAAGAAAUGCUGGUUGGAAGAGCCCUAACCCUUUUUUCUAAUAUAUGACAAAGCUAAAAAUAAAUAAAUCUAAAACCUUCUCAAGACAGCAGAUGACAAUAUCUCUAUAAAUGGAAAAGGUUUAAAGGACUAAUCUCACAUUUUUGACGGGAGGUUCUCUGAAGACGUUAUUAGCAGACAAUAUCUUACCUGCAUUGAACAAUUCUCCUUCAGCCUUCAGUUAUUUUAAAUCUAGAUAAUCAGGCUGAAGCAGCUGAGAGUUUUAAAACGACCACAAUCUCAAAAUUGUCACAGCGACCUAUGAGUGCUGCAGCGCAGUUACUUACAGCAGAGCAAAUAAUUACUUACAUGUAAAAUGAGAUAUAAAAGUAAAGAUUUGUAAAUAUUUCUAAUUUUUACACUGCUGCACUUUAAAGUCACACAGUUGCACUUUAUUCUUUUCACAGUGUAUUUUGUUCAAAGAGAUCAUUGGCGGCUCCAACCUUAUAUGUAGAUAUUCGUCGUCGUGAGCAUAAAUAAAAUCCAAUGAAAGCAUGACGGCUCAAGGGUCAACAAAAUGCAGCUUGUGAGAAUUUAUUUAAUGUUUCUGAGAUUGAUGUUAAUUAAAGAUGGCAAAACUUUGGUCUAGGACAGCCAUCUUUAACUCCAGGCCUCAUUUUGUCCAGGUGUGGGAGCAAAGACACGUCUAAACGUUGCAGGACUUUGGCUUUAACUAGCUUCACUUUAGCUUCCAGGACUAAUUAUUCUGUAUUUAUGCCAAAUAAAGACAACAGGAGAGACAUCUACUUGAAGGUAGUCGAUAGAUAACUUUUCAACAGAACCUGCUUUCAAAAUCCUCAUACUUUCAAACCUUAGUAAUAUUAAAGUUCAGUUUUAAUUCUGAAACUGAAUUCAUGCUUACAUUGACCUGAUUGGCAGUUCUGAAGAUGUCAACUUAUAUACACAUCUUCAGCUCUUUCUUGUUGACUCUUUCUUAAAAAUGACACUUGGUUGUCAUUUUGGAAGCGUAACCAAGCCCUGAUUGUUCCUCUUUAUUAAAAUAAUUCAAAUUAAAUGAUGAAACCUAAGUUUGCACACUUGAAAAACUGCUGGGCCAUUUCGCUAAUCCAGUUCUUGUGUGAGACGCCACACUGGGCUGGCAUUUUAACCACCAAAAAUUGGAUAAUGGGACUAGUGUGUAAGGUUUUUUUUGAGUGUGCAUAGAAACCAUAACCUUAAAUUUGAAAGGUAUUCCUUUUGCCAUCCAGUUUCCUCGCUUUGGCUUGCUGGUGCCAACGUCAAACUGUUGAAUUUUUCAUGAUUCCUGCUGUAAACAUAAUUUAAAACUGUAAUGGUCAGGCUGGGGGGCCUUGAGUGUUGUCACGGCGAUACAUAACUCUGACCGAUGAUGACAUGAACAUAAUACGUUAGUCUCUGACACUGAAAUCUGCUCUGUGUUUAGCUUUGAGAGGCACUGACAUUAUGUUCACUUGGAUAUAAGAAAAUGUUCUUAUGACCCGCAAUCAAGGUCAUAACUUUCACAGUGACCCUAAACUGCUAAGAAACAUACAUUUACUUUGAAAGUAUUUUAUUUAAGAAGAAAAAAAACUACCUCUGUUAUUUUCUGCUGCUUCUGGAUUUGACAAAAUGCAUAUCCUUAUUCUGCUUCAUCUGUUUGCUGUUGUGCAAAAAUAAAAGAUAGAUAACCCAUAAUGUCACCUGGUGUGAUACUGAAACAUGCACAGUAAUGGUGAAUAAAUUG